GGGAGGAAGUAUCGCUUGCGAAAGCGACCUCGCUCUAAGGUCGAUGUAUCCCUGGCCCAUUCGGCUCAAGCCAUUCGUGGCGACCCUGCUAGACACAAUCUAUACAGGUUCCCGAUACUGUUUGUCCGUCGGCAAUGUCGGCGAAGUCGGUGUUGUUGCGGCUGCUGGCCCCAUCGCUCAUCGUGAAAGGGCUCUGUCUGCAGAGCAGUCAGAAGGACGAGGAUCUCCUGCGGGAAGGCAUUAUCAGUGAGGAGGACUGGUUGGACGGGUACAAGGCUGGAGUCCGCCACAUCGGGAAUAUCAGCGUCGUCACCGUGGAGACUCGCGCGGGCAACCCGAUGAAGCUCCCAGGCAGGAACGCGGGGAACAGCAGCGACAGCAUGGUCACGAACGUUGGCGCAGGUGAGCCGUGGAAAUUUUACCGCACCAAAAACGGCCUCAUGCUCAAGUGGCUCGAAGACGCCGUGCAGAAGGACCCAGAGGCCAUUGCGAUCAUGAUCGACGGCGGCGACAUGAUCCUCGGUGGGUGCGACGAGGCGUUUAUCCGGCAGAAGUACGGGCAGAUCCUGAAGGCUUCGGGGGGCGGCCCUGACAUGACGCUCGUGAUGAGCGCCGAAACCGCCUGCUUCCCCUGGGACAUGGGGUGGCGCUUCCGGGAGAGCGCCCUCUGGGAGCAGCGGCGCUCGGCCGUCGACUCGCAGGUGGAGAACCUAUCAGACGAUUGGGUCGUGCCGUGGUCACCCUGUGGCGACCACAAGAUUGCUCCGUGCGACGGGAAGUCCAGCAGGGCCUACAGGUACCCGAAUUGGGGCUUCGUCAUGGGCCCAGUGAGGGACCUCAAGCCGCUCUUCGAAUGGGUCUACAACAACGGCGGUAAGAAGGGGGAGCUCGACCAGCUGCGGGCGCAGUGGUGGAUGCUCUCGAAUCCGGACAAGAUCACCCUGGACUACACUGGGAGCUUGGUGCUGAGCAUCCACCAGAUGGCCUGGGGGAGGCCAGACAGCCAGGCGCCCAUCGAGAUAGCGAGGAACGAGGAGGGGCAGCCCGUGAUCCGCAACAAGAUCCUCGGGCAGCCGUGCUGCUUCGCCCACGGCAACGGCGACGGCGAGGGUCUGAUCAACAGGAUGAUCGGCGAGAUGGGAAAGCUCACGGCUGCCGUGUGAGAGCUGGGCCAGGGCUGGUCCUUCGCACCGCAUGGUGCCGGUCUGCGGCCCCCGUGGUGCUCCUCAAUAUUCUAGAACUGUCCAGGCCGGAGGGCUCCGCUGCUGUGUACUUUCCCUCGCUCGUCGACGGCGUCCUCCUCGCUUCUCUCAGGCCCCCUUUAUCUGCACCAGUGUCUGUUCGCACGGUGUCCAGGAGCGUGAGACAAGAGAGCACCCUCAGGCCAGCGGAGGUGGCCCCAGCGUGAUGGCUCUGAUUGACGGGUGGACCGUCUGCUUCCCCUGGGUAGCCAUGCAGGUUGACGCUUUCAGGAGACCGCCGCCAGGGAGCGCUGCCGCCGGGCUGUCAAUUCGCACGCGUGCUUGGUCGUGCGUUCGUCGGAUCCACGAUGUUUGCCCUGCCUCGGGGUGCGCUCCAGCAGACGCGCCUCGCCGAGAGCGCUGCGGGAGUGCCCGGAGCGCCCCGAGCGGCAGGCGGAGGCCCAAGGCUUGUGCCCCAAAGGCUAAAGAGGGCCUGCACACGAGACAUGCUCCUCCUCCUCCUCCUCCUCCUCCU
Prorocentrum cordatum is the source of this 1716-nucleotide messenger RNA. The record is from the annotation of a GenBank genome assembly. Lineage: Eukaryota; Dinophyceae; Prorocentrales; Prorocentraceae.